AUUAGCCCAAGUCUUUGAACCACAAAACAUAUAUAAAACCAUGCAAGCCAUAAGCUUGCACUUCAAUGGAAACUAUUACAAUAUUUUUCUUUAUCUCCACUUUUCUUCCAAUCUUGAUAAAUUCAUCAACUGCAAUAGACACCAUAACUUCAAACCAGAUCAUCAAAGAUGGUGAUACCAUUGUUUCAGCAGGUGGGAACUUUGAACUGGGAUUUUUCAGUCCCGGUAGCUCCAAGUACCGGUACUUGGGUAUAUGGUACAAAAAGAUAUCAUCUGAGACUCAAGAUGUAGUAUGGGUGGCCAACAGAGCUAGUCCAAUCACUGGCAUGUCAGGAGUUCUCAAAGUUGUCAGCCCAGGAAUCCUAGUACUUUUCAAUUCCGCCAAUGAUGUUCUUUGGUUAUCAAACAUGUCAAGAUCGGCAGCCAAUCCAGUGGCACAGCUUUUGGACACUGGGAACUUAGUUAUGAGAGACGGCAGUGACAGCAACCCUGGAGACUACCUGUGGCAAAGUUUCGAUUAUCCUGGAGACACGUUUUUACCAGGCAUGAAAAUGGGGAUAAAUUUGACAACCGGCCUGAAUCGGUUCUUGUCGUCAUGGACGAGUCCUGACGAUCCUUCCCCUGGCAAAUACACAAACAAGUUUCAUUCUGAUGGGUAUCCGCAAAUACUUCUGAGGAAAGGAUCGAGUAUACAGUUCCGGUCUGGACCCUGGAACGGUCUCCGGUUCAGUGGCAUGCCUAAUCUGAAGCCGAACCCAAUCUACACCUUUCAAUUUGUUUAUGAUCAGGAAGAGGUAUACUAUGAGUAUGAACUUGUUAACAGCUCAGUAGUUUCCAGGAUGGUGUUGAAUCCAGGCGGAAUGAUACAGCGAUUCAUCUGGAUUGACAGGACGCAAAGUUGGGUACUGUUCUUGACCGCGCAGAUGGAUAACUGCGACCGGUACGCACUGUGUGGGCCAUAUGGUAGUUGCAACAUCAAUAAUUCCCCGGCCUGCGGGUGCUUGAAAGGAUUUGAGCCGAGAUUUGCAGAGGAAUGGGACGUGGCAGAUUGGUCGAACGGGUGUGUGAGGAAGACUCAGUUGGAAUGUGGGAAUGGAGAUGGGUUUUUGAAGGUUUCUGGUUUGAAGUUGCCAGACACACAACAUUCAUGGUUCAACGUGAGCAUGGGUCUUGAGGAAUGUGAGAGGGUUUGCCUGAGGAACUGUAAUUGUACAGGUUAUGCAAAUGUGGAUAUCAGAGAUGGUGGGAGUGGAUGCUUAAUUUGGUUUGGGGACCUGAUUGAUAUUAGACAGUAUGCUGAGAAUGGGCAAGAUCUUUAUGUGAGAAUGGCAGCUUCAGAAUUGGAGAAACUUAACAGCUCCAGUGCAAAGAGAAGAGUGAGGAUCAUAGCCAUCCCUAUAUCACUUGUGGGAGUGGUUCUCCUAAUCCUAUUCCUCUUCUUCCAAGUCAGAAAUAAAAGAAAGCUCAAGAGAGUAGGAAUGACUAGAUUCAAUCCAGAAACAGACUACAGUGACGAAAACGAAAGAAAAUAUAUAGAAUUACCACUAUUUGACUUUGCCACGAUAUCAAAAGCUACAGACAAUUUUUCAAUAAGCAAUAAGAUUGGAGAAGGUGGCUUUGGACCUGUGUACAAGGGUACAUUGGAAGAGGGACAACAAAUAGCUGUGAAGAGACUAUCAAAGAGUUCAAGACAAGGACUUGAUGAAUUCAAGAAUGAAGUGUUAUGUAUUGCCAAACUUCAACAUCGAAACCUUGUCAAGCUUCAAGGAUGUUGCAUUGAAGAAGAGGAAUGGAUGUUGAUCUAUGAAUAUCUCCCCAACAAGAGCUUGUAUUCCUUUAUUUUUGGUGAAAAGCAAAGCAUGUUAUUGGAUUGGCCCAAGCGCUUCAACAUUAUCAAUGGGAUUGCUCGAGGGCUUCUCUAUCUUCACCAAGACUCCAGACUGAGAAUCAUCCAUAGAGACCUAAAAGCUGGUAAUAUUUUACUAGAUAACGAGAUGAAUCCAAAAAUUUCAGACUUUGGCAUGGCCAGAAGUUUUGGAGGCAAUGAAACUCAAGCAAAUACAACUAGAGUAGUUGGAACAUAUGGUUACAUGUCUCCAGAGUACGCUAUUGAUGGACUCUUCUCCAUAAAAUCGGAUGUCUUCAGUUUUGGGGUAUUGGUGCUUGAGAUAAUCAGUGGGAAGAAAAACAGAGGAUUUCAUCAUCCUGACCACAACCUCAACCUUCUAGGGCAUGCCUGGAACCUCCACAAAGAAGGCAAGUCUUCGGAACUAAUUGACACGUCAAUGGCAGAUGCACGUAAUCAUCCUGAAGUUAUUCGGUCAAUCCAUAUCAGUCUAUUGUGCGUGCAACAGAGUCCAGAGGACAGGCCAAGCAUGUCAUCUGUGGUUCUCAUGUUUUGUAGUGAUAUGGUAUUGCCUCAGCCGAAGCAGCCCGGGUUUUUCAGUGAGAGGAAACUUCUCAACGCAGAUUAUUCUUCGAGUAAGGCUGAAUCUCAUUCAGCCAACCUAUUAACUGUUACGUUUUUGGGUCCCAGAUAAAAGACAUUUCAUGUUGAUGUUUUGGUCCUUUGGGACAUAUGACAUUGUUAUUCCAGCAUUAGGCAUUUUUAAACAGAAGAAAGGAAAACAGUUCCAUUUUGUGCAUUUCUUUCUCAAUAAGAAUGUUUAGGAAUUAAAAUAACAAAACUUCUUAGCACUCUAAUCUAAACAAUACCACUUUUAGGACUUCAUAUCAUCACUGAUGUGAUGAGAGUGAGCAUUCCAAAAAUCAAACAUGAUGGUGACGAUGUCACACAUGCAUCAAAAUAUAGUCAUUGCAAUUUUAUAAUAAUGCAAUGAAUAGCUGAUUCAAUGUCAAUAUAAAGUAAUAGCAACACUGUUGUGAUGAACUUUCAGAGGAAAAAUAUAAAGUAUGAACCUAUAUAUAUUCACCAAAAUUGGAAAGAAAAAUAUAGUUGAAAUGAAAAAUAUCAAUAAAUAAUGGGUACUUAUGUUGAUCAUGUUCCAUGAGGGUUUGCCAAAUU
Molecule: messenger RNA, 3025 nt
Organism: Camellia sinensis
Lineage: Eukaryota; Viridiplantae; Streptophyta; Magnoliopsida; Ericales; Theaceae
Source: RefSeq, a predicted model, not a curated record